CUGUGGAGGCAAGUGGGACUAGCCUAUGGCUACCGCGCGUGCUGAGGGAGAGGAGAGGAAGGUAUCGAGUAAGGGAAGCCCUGUGGACCAAUAAAGCGGAGUCCUUACGACAGGUCACACGCAGCUGUAUUUUCUGGACGCGGAGCCGGCUCCUUCUCUCACGCAGGCCGCUUAAGGCGUCGCGAGGGCGACGCGUGGCGCAAGAUCACUCGCACUCGCGGGCACUGCGGGCUGACGAGGAAUCGCGAGCGACGGAACGAAAGCACUGGCACGCACUAGUUCGUAACGUCGAUAGCGGAACGCACAAGGGUGGGCAGCAAGGAACACUCACGAGAACGUCGUGUUGUCCAGAGUCCGAGAAGGAAGAGAGCAGGCCGGGACGCUUCGAAAACAAAACACGAUCGCGCCACAGAGCACGUGGUUGGCCGUCGUUGAUCGCGUGACACCGCGUGGUUCCGGCGAUGUGCGCGACGCGCCGGAAAAGCCGGGUGGCGCUGUAGCAGGUCAGAAGACCGGGCGCGGUUGCAGAACUUGUUUUCUCAUAUGUAAGGCCGCUCUGAUCGGUGGCGCCGCCGGUGACGGCGCGCGAGGCUCGACCGCCACAGAUCUACAGAAUUAAUUUAAUGUCAGCAUAAGAGUCGAGCAUAAGAAACUUCCAACAGUUAUAAACUAAAAGUUCUGCUGAAUGUGGCCAUUGUGACUGCAAAUCGAUGCACACGUGUGACAGGACAAUUACAUUGCAUUUUGUGUCGUUGCAGAUUGUUUAUUCAUGAGGUUAUUAUUGGUACCGUCAUUCCGUUCUAUGCUACGUGCAUUUGCUAUGCUCGUUUUCAGAGAUCACCUUCAGCUGCUAUUAACGGCGCGAAAAUAUAACACUGCAGUGGUGCAAAGUUCUUCGAUGACAACAUACGAAUAUACGUUGCGCAACUCUUGCAAGAUUCCGUGGCACAUGAACAUUGCACUACCAUGAGCAAUCCUGGAUUAAAGGUUGAGGUGGUGCUCUCACCAUCGAAUCGAAAGUCCUGCAUUGAGAAACUCAAGUCCUUCCAUUUUCCAACAGUACAGAAACCUGUUCCAGAAGCUGCUGUUUUAGUCCCAUUAUGUAUACAUAAUGGAGAACUUGGUCUCUUGUACACAUUAAGAUCUAUGAAGCUCUCGACCAAUCGAGGAGAGGUUUCUUUUCCCGGUGGUAAACGAGACAAGGAGGAUGUUGAUCUGAUAGAAACUGCGCUGCGGGAAACCUGGGAGGAGUUGAAGAUCCCUAAAGACAAGAUCGACGUGUGGACCGAAGGAAGCAUGAUCGGGAAGACCACCGUCAACGUCAUGCCUGUGCUGGCUUAUGUCGGUGAAAUUGUGGUGGAAAAUUUGGAGAUAAACCGCGACGAAGUAGAGGAAGCGUUCGUGAUUAGUCUGCAGAAACUCUGUGAUCCUAAGUUUUUUAAUUACACUACUUAUAGAAACAAUCUGAUGUUGCCAAAUUUUCUGGGUGGCAAGCAUCGUGUUUGGGGAUUCACUGGCGCAAUCACUCACGUAGUACUCCAAUGCUUGAUACCAAAGGCUUAUCAAAACGUGCUCUACUUCUUGCCGAAGAACACAAAGAAUCCGAAUAUAUCAGAUAUCGACGCCGAAAAUAAGUCGACCAACAAGAAAAAUACUCUGUCAAAGAUAUGAAAGCAAAAAACGAAGAUUAGGAAGAAAAUGGACGAAAGGUUUUCUACAUUCACUUGAGCUAAUAGGAAUUGUCCAUAAUGGUCGAGAAAAGAUAUUUUUCUUAAAAUAUUGAACAUUUUAUACUCUUGAGAAACUACGUCAAUUUGAAAUCUACUUAGACCGUAUUCCGUUACUUGUUAUUCGUUAUUUACAUUAUUGCAGUGAAUAACGGAACAGAAUCUUCAAUUGUUUAAUUCGAUAUAGCGAAAUACCAGCGGUUAUACUAAUUAAAUUUAUAUUAAUCAGUCUUAAUUCUGUCCGCUCAAUAUAUGGAUAAUGGUAAUGGAUAUGGUAUGGUAUGGUAUGGUAUGGAUAUGGUAAUAUAUGGAUAAUGUACAAAAGAAUACGUUGGUUUGUAGGUGUUGUAGGUUUUUUUGAGAAAAUUUAUAGCGGAUUGUACUUGUAUUUUAAUUGUUAUAUACAUAUACAAGUAGAUUAUCUAUGAUUAUAACUGUUAUAGUUAUUAGAAUUACAAAUUAAUCAUGAAUAUAUUGUUUUUAACGUUACAACGAAAGCCUGAUAGGAAAAAUUGUCUAUAGAUGUACAUGAAUUAAUUUCUUUUCUCUUUGUUUUUUAACAUGAGCAUUGUUUAUUUAAUUUGUUUAUUUAAUAGGUAAUAAAUAGCACUUGAAAUAGCACUUGAAAUAUAUUUUAUAGUGUCUUUCACAAUAUACGACGAGUUGUAACUUGAGCAAGAAUAAUGAUAAUGAGAUGAUUCGAGAAAAGCUUCACGGCGUGAAGCUUUUAGUUUUCAUUCACAUAUUCGAAUAUGUGAUUUAUUUAUCUUUACAUUGUUACACGAACAUAAAAAUCAAAUGUCAGAAUGAUCGAUAAAGUUUGUUGAGUUGUACCUGAAUGAAAAAUAAUAAAUAUGACUUAGAACGUCUGAAAGCGUGAACUCCUUCUUUUUAAUUCGCACACCUGCAGAUUUCGAUACUAUAUUUUUUCACCGAGUGAGCAUUGAAGUAAAAUUGCGCUUUCGAUUUUGAUCGCUCGCAGAAAACGAACAAAUCUAUGUACGACGUUCGCUAGUAAAUGAGUAAAAAUUUUGAUGUUUUCAACAGAGGUAACAGUCACAUUUUUUACAUAAAUAAUUUUUCAAUAUAAAAAUUGAACUGAAAGAUGAGAUUGAAAAUUAAAUAAUAGUCAUUUCUUAUUUACUUCGAUAUACUUUAAUUAAAAACGACAGCAUCAUCAUGUAAUGUACAUAUCUAAAAGUAGAGACUUCAAACUGUAAAAUGUUUCUCGAAUCAUCUUGUUAUCAUUAUUAUUGCGGAAGUUACAGCCUGUUCAACUUUGCGUGCUUUUUAUGGCAAUAAAGGUGCGGCUAAGAAGCCAUCAAGUCGCACUAGUUAAAAAUAAAAGUACCUCUGAUUGAUCAUUGAAUAAUAUCACUUCGUUCUUUUUAUUAGAUGUACAAAUAUGACUUUAGGAAUAUUCAAUAGAUGGCGAAAGUCAUACUACUGGCAUUAUGUUAAAGUUGGCAAUACAUGUAUUUGAAAG
Messenger RNA from Dinoponera quadriceps, 3213 nucleotides. Its product is annotated as nucleoside diphosphate-linked moiety X motif 8, mitochondrial. Lineage: Eukaryota; Metazoa; Arthropoda; Insecta; Hymenoptera; Formicidae. Gene Ontology annotation, molecular function: coenzyme A diphosphatase activity. Bases 967 to 1671 code for a protein of 234 amino acids. The transcript is spliced from 5 exons. The record is from RefSeq and is a predicted model, not a curated record.